Molecule: messenger RNA, 435 nt
Organism: Arctia plantaginis
Lineage: Eukaryota; Metazoa; Arthropoda; Insecta; Lepidoptera; Erebidae
Source: the annotation of a GenBank genome assembly
AUGGACGCCACAAUGGAAAAUAAAAUGGGCCUACCACCACCUUACGAACAGACAAGACCUAACCCUGCACCGCCACCUUCAUAUUUUGGAGACAAUCCUCCCCCUCCACCUGGGUUUGCAGCCGUCCCGCCGCCUGCGGCCCCACGGACAACAGUUAUUACAACGCCUGCACCUGGACAUGGACAAGGAGCAACCCGUCAAGGGAAAAUGGGUCCGGGACCAACGGGUACCACCUGUAUGACGUGUAAUAAGACCGUUGUAACUACAGUCGAAUAUGUCCCUAAUAAUCGCACACAUAUCAUUUCAGCAGCGCUAUGUGUCUUAGCUGGAUGCUGUUGUGGCUGCUUCGUCCCUUACUGCAUGCGAUCAUGCAAAACUGCCAAUCACUAUUGCCCACAAUGCAAGGCUUUCAUCGGUUCCUACUCGCCAUCUUGA